AGUUGGUGGCCCGACUGGGUAGUUCGUCCGCCACAAGACAUGGUCCGCCUGCACGCAGAUGGCCUCUGGAAGUGUUCCUUCUGACGCCCUUCCUGAGGGAACCGGUCCAACGACCGACGGCCCGAAGGAAGCUGAGGCUCAAGCUGAUGGCAGGAACCUGGAGACUCGAAAGGACCAGAAUGACGCCAACACAGGUGUCACGGACUUGCCUGUCAAGGAGUUGGCCUCUCGGGACAUGGCUUCCGAGGUUGACGUGCCGCUGCUGAAUUCUACACGUGAGCUCGCCGCGGACUUGGAAGAGGGCCGAAAAGCCAACAGCAGCAACACGGGAAAUUCCCCGGAAGUGGUUGAGGACUCGAAGCGACCCAUUUUCAUUUUGGCGUCUUGCAUGAUCUGCGUCUUCUUUGUCCUCAUCGUCAUUUUCGCCUACUACCCUUUCAGUGGUGACCCCUGGCCGUGGUCCGAAGCCUUGCGGAACCAGUCCUGGGGAAAUUUCACCUUUGACGGCGAUGAGCCCUGGGAAGCUGGUGGCAAGGAGUUCUUCGGUGCCGGUGGGAAGCCCCUCUUGACCUUGGGAAACCCCUCUGCAUGGGGAGGCAUUGCCAAUAGCGGUGAGACGUUGCUGGGCAUCUUGCAGAACCACUCCUGGGGUGGAUUUGGCUUGCAGAACCGCAGCGCCUCCAACGAGUCGAGCAGCGCGUCCAGCGCGUCCAGCGGGUCCAGCGGGUCGAAGAAGCAGCGGAAGCCCGGGGAGCUCUGGGGCAAUAGCAGCGAGGUCUUUCCACUCUUGGGCAAGGGCCUCUGCAUGCGCACGACAUGGUCCACGAGCGAGCUGAUCCCGAAGUACAACACCUGGGUCACCCACCAAGACGUGAUGCAGCUCUUUACACCCGGCGAUCAUGCCAAAUGUGAAGCGGACUGUCAGUCCAAGCCCUGGUGCACCGGCUUUGUGACCUUCGGAGAGGGCGAGAAUGCGAAAUGUAGUAUGGUCUGGGAGGAUGAGGGCGUCCCAUCGGCACACGAUUGGAACCCUGCCUUCAAGUGCUACUGGAGGAAGAGAUGGCACCACAACAGUGUGGGUGUGUAUGCUCCGCCGAAUCGACCUGUGCCGAAGAUCAUUUGGACUUACUGGGAGGAUAUGAAGAAGGUCGACUGGGGCCAUCGGAUUGAAGCGACGACCCAGUCCUUCUUGGAUUUGUGCCACCGAUCCUGGAGGAAGAUGAAUCCUGAUUGGAAGGUGCACAUCUUGAACCAGUACACCGUGUGGGACUACAUCUCGAAGAAAGACUUGCCCGAAGGAUUUGACAACCUCAUGAUUCAGCACCGAUCGGAUGCCAUCCGCUUAGCACUGAUUGUGAAGUAUGGGGGCGUCUGGAUCGAUGCGACGAUUUUGCUUCUCAAACCGCUGGAUUCCGUGAUCAAGGAAGACCAGCCAUCCCUGAGACACUUCUAUGUCAAUGGUGGCACCCCGAACAUGCCCACCAUCAAGACCAGGUACAGCCGCUACAGCACCGACUUUCAUGUGGAGAACUGGUUCAUGGCAGCACCACCGCAGGAUCCGUUCAUGGUCCGCAGCAUGGAUUGUGUGAGGGAAUUGCAUAAGUACACGGACGUGAAGGAGUUGUCUACCUACCCCUGGCUCUUCACCAAGAGGCAGAUGGGGGACUUGGACGGCUUGGGCUUGUGGAAGUACGUGGCCACCAGCGCCUGUUUUUUCAAGGUCCUGGAUGAUGAUCGGGAAAUCACGCGGUGGUGGCUCAGCCCUUCGGUGCACCGCUCGAAUUUCAUGGGACAUCUCAGUGAAGCCUGGUUUGGCUAUGGCAACACGCAUCAGGUCUUGGUGGAUUUGUUCUACACCCAUCAGCCUUACGUGGUCAAAGAGCUCACGGAGGGGCCAUUGCUCCUCUUGAAGUUUACACACGACUCGAGAGCAGCGUUGAUCGAUCCGAUCACGCCCAUGCAGAUCUAUGGUUGCUGGGACACGUCCUGGAGCGCAACGCUCAAGGCCAUCGGUCUCAACACCACGGAUUCCUGCAACGAGAUGAAGACACGCACUUGGUGGGGCUGAGAGGAGCUUCUUCCGUCUCCGUUGUCCGUGAAGAGGGUGGCCCUGUUUUUCUACGAGACACCUCCGACACCAAACUGCUGGAUCGAGAAGAGAAAGCGAGAAGACAAUGAGUUGAAUGGGUUGCAGUCAUUGGAGACUCACCAUCUAUAAGAGCCCAAAAGGCUGGCCGAGCGACACAGACUUGCCGCGAGCCCAGGAGGGGCCCUGCUGUCCGGAAGAUCGCUCUGAUCCGCAGUUCUUUUAAAAAGAGCGCCUGAUCCGAGCGCCGCAAAACGAUGCGGAGUCGCUGUCUGCUGUUCGCGCUGGCUGCGACAUGGAAGAUGUGACGCUUC
Molecule: messenger RNA, 2400 nt
Organism: Durusdinium trenchii
Lineage: Eukaryota; Dinophyceae; Suessiales; Symbiodiniaceae
Source: the annotation of a GenBank genome assembly